AUGUCUUGUAGUAUUGCUACUGGUAUUGGUGGUAGUACUGCUGCUGCUGCUGCUGCUGCUACCAGCUCACCCAACAACAAGAAACAGAAGAUGUCUCCUCCCUUCGAUUCUCUUUUGUUUGCUGAUGAUUUGAUUUUGGUCCAAGGCAUUCUAUCAUUUGUUGGUGUUGGACAGUACGCGUUUGUAGGAGCUGUCAACAAAAAGAUGAAUCAAAUGUACAAAGAGUACUGCACACUUGAACUCAAGAAAAAUCCAAGAAUGCAACGUGCAGAAUACUGGCUCAAGGACAAUUCCAACAAUAAGACACCUUAUCGUGAUCAUGUUUGCACUGCCAUUGCCAAAACUGGAUCUAUUAUGGUCAUGAAAUGGGCACAACAACAAGGAUUCUCAUGGGAUGCAAAUACAUGUGCUGAAGCUGCCAAAAAUGGCCAUUUGGAAUUGCUCCAAUGGUUAAGAGAGAGUGGUUGUCGAUGGGAUCUAUGGACAUGCUCCAGUGCUGCUAAAAAUGGACAUUUGGAAAUUUUAAAGUGGGCUCGUGCAAAUGGUUGUCCAUGGAAUGAACGGACAUGUGCUGGUGCUGCUGAAAAUGGACAUUUGGAAGUUUUAAAGUGGGCUCGUGCAAAUGGUUGUCCAUGGAGUUUUUUGACCUGUAUGUUUGCUGCUCAGUAUGGCCAUUUGGAUACUUUAAAGUGGGCUCGUUCAAAUGGUUGUCCAUGGGGUGAAAUGACAUGUGCUCGUGCUGCUGAAAAUGGACAUCUGGAAGUGCUCCAAUGGUUAACAGAGAAUGGUUGUCCAUGGAAUGAUCAGACAUGUGCCUGUGCUGCUAGAAAUGGACAUUUUGAAUUACUCCAAUGGUUAAGAGAGAGAGGUUGUCCAUGGGAUCUAUGGACAUGUGCCUAUGCUGCGCUAAAUGGGCAUUUGGAAAUUUUAAAGUGGGCUCGUGAAAAUGGUUGUCCAUGGGAUGAAGCGACAUGUUACAAUGCUGCUAAGAAUGGCGAUUUGGAAAUUUUAAAGUGGGCUCAAGAAAAUGGUUGUCCAUGGGAUGAAUAUACAUGUGCCUAUGCUGCUCAGAAUGGCCAUUUGGAAGUUUUGAAGUGGGCUCGUGCAAAUGAUUGUCCAUGGAGUUUUUCGACAUAUCGAGGUGCCUGCAGGAAUAGCCAAAGUGAAGUGAUCCAGUGGCUACGUGACAAUGGCUGCCCUGGGUCUCUUUGAUGGACACUAAUAUAUCAAUGUUAUUGGUGCAAUGACAAAUGGCAUGU
This is a messenger RNA of Seminavis robusta, 1259 nucleotides long. The record is from the annotation of a GenBank genome assembly. Lineage: Eukaryota; Bacillariophyta; Bacillariophyceae; Naviculales; Naviculaceae.